This is a messenger RNA of Neurospora tetraspora, 3691 nucleotides long. RefSeq names its product glycoside hydrolase superfamily. Lineage: Eukaryota; Fungi; Ascomycota; Sordariomycetes; Sordariales; Sordariaceae. Gene Ontology annotation, molecular function: beta-galactosidase activity. The transcript is spliced from 3 exons. Bases 354 to 3446 code for a protein of 1030 amino acids. Gene Ontology annotation, biological process: carbohydrate metabolic process. Gene Ontology annotation, cellular component: vacuole. The record is from RefSeq and is a predicted model, not a curated record.
AUCAAUUUCUCUCCGUUUGCAUAUUGCAGAACCAAACUUGGGUGUCUCCUCUUCAACCGCGACUCUGCUACAAGCGCAACAAUACCAUUCGACAAUGGCCAUCGCGAAUCACCUCAAUGCGACGCUCCCGACCUCGCGGCCACUCUAUCCACAGGAAACACUCCGAAUCGACGGAAACCAAUCCGAAAGCCAAGAACCAUGAUGGGAUCACCUCGAAAGAGACCCUCCGGGGCUAGUGAUCAUCAUCAGAUGGAACUUUCCGAGUCCUCAAAUAUAGCUCGGGGCCCCAAUUUCCGGGGAAGACCGCAACUCUUCAACAGCUUGGAAACACGACAGCCAAGAAGGUAGUUACAAUGCGCUUCGUCAACAGGGCCCUCGGGUCCCCCGCCUGCGCCCUCUUGCUACUAUCGUCAGGUCUUCAGUACGUGCUAGGAGCUUCUGACACAUCCUCAGCUUGGCCUAUUCAGGGCAACGACCUCCAAAACCAGAUCCAAUGGGACCACUACAGCAUCAUCAUCAAUGGCGAACGCCUGUUCCUCUUUGGUGGCGAGAUGCAUCCGUUCCGACUGCCCGUUCCUGAACUAUGGGAAGACGUCCUACAGAAAGUCAAGGCCAUGGGCAUGCGCAUGAUCUCCAUCUACACCCACUGGGGCUUCCAUGCCCCUACUCCGGACCAAGUUGAUUUCGACACCGGCGCGCACAACCUGACCCGCUUCUUCGAGAUGGCCAAGGAAGUCGGCCUCUACGUUCUUGUACGACCCGGGCCAUAUAUCAAUGGCGAGUUGAACGCUGGAGGAAUGGCGCUUUGGUCUACCACAGGUGCCUAUGGAGAGUUGCGCUCUAAUGGGUCGGCCUUUACCGAAGCUUGGACUCCGUACCAGACGGGCAUGGCAAAGCUUGUCAAGCCAUUCCAACUCACCGAGGGUGGUACAGUCAUCAUGUACCAGCUCGAGAAUGAAUACGGCGAGCAGUGGAAGAAUGUGGAGGUCAAGAUACCCAAUCCGAAGGCCGUGUCUUACAUGGAGAAGUUGAAGGAGAACGCUAUCGAGAAUGGUAUUGUGGUGCCUAGUGUACACAAUGCUCCUAAUGCGAAUGGACGUCCGUGGUCGAAGGACUAUGACACUGUUGGCGCUGGAGGAGAUGUGGAUAUCUACGGCCUAGACAGCUAUCCGCAAUGCUGGUCCUGCGUUACAGAAGAAUGCGGAAACAACAUCUUGCCGUUCGCCGUCUCCAACUACCACGACCAUUUCCAACUCGUAUCCCCGAACCAGCCGUCCUUCAUGCCCGAGUUCCAGGGAGGAGCCAUGAGCCCCUGGCUUAGCCCAGCGGGCGGAUGCGCAGAACGAACCGGCACCGAAUUUGUCAACUUCUAUUACCGCGACAACAUUGCCCAGCGCAUUACAAUCCUAAACCUCUACAUGAUUUACGGUGGCACGAACUGGGGGUGGCUGGCGGCUCCCUUCCUGGGUAGCAGCUACGAUUACGGUGCUGCUAUCUCCGAGGAUCGUAACAUUGGCAGUAAAUACUACGAGAUUAAGAACCUGGGUCUGUUCAUUCGUGCUGCUGAUGAGCUUGCCUACACGGACCGUCUCGGUACCGGCACCAACUACACCAACAACACAAACAUCUUUACCACCGAGCUCAGAAACCCCAAAACUGAUGCUCGGUUCUAUGUUCUUCGUCAUGCCACGACAUCUUCUUCCUCUGAGGAGACCUUUGCUAUCAACGUGACCACCAGCGUGGGAAGUUUCUACGUCCCAAGAGUCGCGCCGUGUCCCAAGCUCGUUGGCCAUGAAGGCAAAAUCUUUGUUGCCGACUUUCACUUUGGCAAGCACAGCCUUUACUACGCAACGACGGAGGUCUUGACCUACAGUGUCAUUGAUGGAAAGACAACACUGGUUUUGUGGACUCCCGUUGGUAUCUCCGGGGAGUUCUAUCUCAAGGGUGCCAAGAAGGGUACGCUAGCCUCCAGCAGCAGAGGUCAGACAGCCGUCUUUGACAAACGGGAUAAGGGUGUGGUGGUUGGUUUUACCCAGCAUGAGGGUGCGACUGUGUUGGAUUUCGAUAACGAUGUUAGGGUUAUGCUUGUCGAUCGUGAGACUGCCUACCAGACUUGGGUUCCUGCUUUGACCAAGGAUCCAAAGGUGCCUGUGGAUAAGACUGCCAUUGUCGUUGGGCCACACCUUGUUCGGUCAGCAAGCGUGCAAGGGAACACCAUCUCCGUCACUGGAGACUCUAACAACGCAACCGAUAUUGAGGUGUUUACAUCAAACCGCGUCUCAACCAUAAAGUGGAACGGCAAGCAACUCCAAACUACAAAGACCAAGUACGGUACACUCAAGGCAUCCCUUCAGGCUCCGGUGAAGUUCUCGGUCCCGAAGUUUGGAUCAUGGAAAUCUCAAGAUAGUCUUCCUGAGAAAGCCGUGGGUUACUCUGACAAUGGUCCGGCCUGGGUCAUCGCCAACCACACCACAACACCCAGUGCCACCAAGGGUACCGUGCCUUACCUCUUCUCAGACGAGUACGGCUUCCACACAGGCAUCAAGCUUUGGCGCGGCCAUUUCUCUGGCGAGGCGGCAGCUACAGGCGUCUACCUCAAUAUCCAAGGAGGAACCGCUCACAGCUGGUCCGCCUUCCUCAACGGCCAAUUCCUGGGCUCUUAUACAGGUGACCCAACAGUGACCGCCAGCAACGCAACCCUGUCAUUUGCCAACGCAACCAUUUUCACCAACCAAACCAAUGUCCUCUUCGUGAUGAACGAUGACACAGGCCACGACCAGCUCUCCGCAGCCCUCAACCCGCGCGGCAUCCUCAACGUCACCCUUCUGAGCUCCAGCUCCAGCCCUCCCCCCAAGUUCACACUCUGGAAGUUAGCCGGAACAGCAGGCGGCUCCGAUACCAACCGCAGCACACUCGACCCCAUCCGCACUCACUACAACGAAGGCGGCCUCACCGCCGAGCGUCUCGGCUGGCACCUCCCAGGCUUCGACGACUCCAACUGGUCCAACACAUCAACCUCCCCAGCGCAAGGCUUCACCGGCCCAACUGUCCGCUUCUACCGUACUUCCCUGCCUCUCGACGCCCCCAAAGGGCUAGACGCAUCAUUCGCAUUCAAGUUCACGCCCGUUGACACUUCCAACUUGAACUAUCGCGCGUUCUUGUAUGUCAACGGGUAUCAGUACGGGAGGUAUUACCCUUCUAUUGCUUCCGAAAACGUAUUUCCCGUGCCGGCGGGCGUACUCAAUCAUGGAGGGGAGAAUGUUAUCGGUCUCGCGGUUUGGGCGCAGACGGAGGAGGGGGCAAAGGUCGAUGUUGAGUUGGUGACGAGGUACGCGGUGGAAUCGUCUUUUGAGAGCAGAUUUGAUGGGAAGUAUUUGCAGCCGGGGUGGACUGCUGAAAGAUUGGCGUAUGUGAAGUUCCAAGACAUCAGAUAUCACGUAGGGUAGGUGCUGGUGGUUAAUAUCGGGAUGGAUUCAGCGAAAAGAUAUCGAUAACUUCGCAUGCAAAAAAAGAGACAGUUCAACGACAAGAACAAGACUCGAACCCAUCAUCUAGCGCACCCCGCUAUUCCUCAUCCGGUUACUCUCCCCUUCUCUUCUCCCAGUUCUGAUUCGUCAAAUCACCCAUUCAUGUUGCACACGCUGCGCACAUGCAACCACCUCCGCCAACGUGCCAUCAAAACUGUAGGCCU